UUGACUCCGAGUCUAUACUACACAACUCGGUAAGUUGGGGUUCUCCGAAACUCCAACAAUGGCCUCAAUUCUCCGGUUGUACAAUGCCGCUCUCAUCCGAAGACCCGUGUUCGCACAGUCCGCCACUGCUGCCUUUUUAUUCGGUGCAGGUGAUGUGAUCGCCCAGCAAGUCAUCGAGCGUCAGGGAAAGAACCAUGAUUUCAUGCGCACUGCACGCAUCACUUUUUAUGGGGGAGCAUUCUUUGGGCCGGCCUUGACAAAAUGGUACCAACUUCUCAACCGCAUCAAGUUCUCUAGUCCUACGAAGGCUGUGAUAUAUCGUGUUUGGCUGGACCAGGCGAUUCUGACUCCUGUGGCUGUCGGAUUCUUUUUUGGUACAAUGAGUAUCCUGGAGGGAAAGGGUAUUUCCGGUGCACAGGACCGUAUUAGUACUGCAUAUACUCCAACGUUAAUCCGUAACUGGGGCGUCUUCAUACCCACCCAAAUCAUCAACUUCGCUAUCGUACCGCACCACCUUCGGUUUGUUGUCGUGAGCGUUGUCAGCUUGUUUUGGAACACGUACCUCAGCGCUGUCAAUGCCAGUUCACAGCACCAGGAAGCAAUCGAAUCAGACAAAGGCGCCGAGAAGUAGCAUGAUCGUAACUCGUGGCGCGCCUCCCACCAACAUGUGUAUAUCAACUAGACCGUCGGCACUGCCAUCCCACGUGGAGACCUUUUGUUCUUAUUGUUGAAGCAUUCAGGAUGCCUACUGAGGUAUAAGCAUCGUCGUGAAUGACUCAAGCAUCGGCACUGCCACGCACGCACACCAUCCACCCCUGUCUUUUCCUUACGAGCUCUCUCCCCAAUUAGAAGUAUGUGCAUGAUGUGAUAUAGCUUCCGGAACGCGCUUUGUUUGAAAUUGGACAUUUCAGGUACAGCGCGAGCUGUUCCAGCCUCCGCGCUCGACCAGUAUCAUCUAUUAUCAGUCGAUGUUCUUAGAAUGCUAUCUGGUCACCAGACUACUUCCGCUCCAGUGGGGCCAGGAGUAG
Suillus subalutaceus is the source of this 1028-nucleotide messenger RNA. RefSeq lists its product as uncharacterized. The record is from RefSeq and is a predicted model, not a curated record. The coding region runs from base 59 to 631 and encodes 190 amino acids. Gene Ontology annotation, cellular component: membrane; cytoplasm; mitochondrion. Lineage: Eukaryota; Fungi; Basidiomycota; Agaricomycetes; Boletales; Suillaceae. The transcript is spliced from 9 exons.